Messenger RNA from Phytophthora sojae, 708 nucleotides. RefSeq lists its product as hypothetical. Lineage: Eukaryota; Oomycota; Peronosporomycetes; Peronosporales; Peronosporaceae. The transcript has a single exon. The coding region runs from base 1 to 708 and encodes 235 amino acids. The record is from RefSeq and is a predicted model, not a curated record.
AUGCGCCUGCAUUACCUUGCCGUGGUCGCCGCUGUCCUCCUCGCAUCCGUUUUUAAUGACGCCGCUGCAAGCACCGACUCCAAGAUCGUCUCUAGUGGCCAGAAGAAGGAUUCCUUCUCGAACCGAGCGCUGAGGAAUGGUGCAACGACUGUGAAUGGUGAAGAGAGGACGUUUAACCUGGAAAUGCUUGCAGGUUGGGCCAACGCACUCACCAGAUCGAACGUCGAUGAGCAGCUCCAGAAGAUGCUGGCACAGAAGACGUCCGCGGAGCAAGCGUUUAAGCUGUUCAAGCUCGACGAGAACAUUGACAAGGUCCUCACCAGCGGAAACGUGAAUAGUUGGGCCAAGUAUAUCGGCAUGCUCAAGAAGCAGAAUCCGGAAGCGGAGGCUUCGAUGGUUCGCACAAUUGUCGCGACCUACGGAGACGACGCAGAGGCGAAAAUGCUCGUGAAUGCCAAGAACGAGCCGGCUACGGAGAAAAUUGCCACCGAGCUGCAGGCUGCGCAGUUUAAGCAGUGGAUGAAGAAGCCAAUGUCUCCAGACGAGGUUGAUGACUUGCUGAAGACGAAUCCGACGGCGUUAGACAAGAACCUGAACGAACAGAUUGUACAAGGGUACGUAAAGGCGAUCUUUGGUGAUCUCAAGGACCUGAACCUUCAGGGUAUGACCCUGAAGGACUUGAUGUCCAUGAACGUAAGGGCAAAAUAA